AUGUCGAUAAAGCUUGCGGGAACCGCCCUCCGGGAGCUGCGCAUCCAUUUGUGCCAAACGAGCUCUGCCUCGGCAGGAGUUCGAGCUUUCAUCGAACAAGAUUACGUCGGGUUGAAAAAGGCCAACCCGCAGUUCCCGAUUCUUAUCCGGGAAGCUUCCGGUAUUGUUCCGAGGUUUGUCAUUUUCCAUUUAGUCGUGUAUUUCUCACUUGUCACGUUUUUGAAUGGUUUUUAGAUUUUUUUUAACUAUUCAAGUUUAGAUUUUCUGAAGUUUAGGUUAGCUGUAGUUGAAAAGUUGAAAGAAAACCUAUAUUUCCGAUUUUUUCCUCAAGGUUUUGGCUCUUAUUAUUGAAUUUUCCCUCGUACAAUAACUUUUAAGAUAAUUAUCUUCUCAAAAAGAAGAAUUUCUGAACUUCCAAGAACUCCAUUAAAUCUGUAAAAUUCGAUUUUCUUUGUAGAUCAUGCUCCUAUUUUUUUCUAGGUGAAAAUUCCCACUUUUUUUUUUAAAAGAUCCUAUUUUCUUCUAGAUUUAUCAGUGGAAAAUCGAUAACAUCUGCUUUUUCAUGAUUUAUUAUGUAAAUUCGUCUAUUUUAUACUCAAGAUUUCAUCUAUUCUCUUUUUAAAUACCUCAAAAUUCAGGAAAUUGUUGCUUUUUUUCCUACAUCAAAAUUUACCAUUUUUUAAAGAAAAUUCAAUAUUUUUGUGUCGAUUUCCUGUUUGAAACUGAAUUUUUGAGUCUAGCACUUUUUUAGACGUUUCCUAAGCCUAGCUACUUAUUUUUCAGUUAUCUCAAAAUCAUCUUUUUUUCUUUAAAAAAAAUGGAUAAUUUCCUGUUUUUUUCUUACGUUUCUAUGAGUCAUUUUUUUGAUAUUUUGUGAAAAUAUGUCUUUUUUUCACAAUUUAUUGGUUUUCUAUUACAAAUUAAGGUUUUUUUCAUCAUAACUUAUUGAUUUUUUUCAUCAAAAAAAUUAUUAAUUUUUUUCAGGACAAGUUAUUGAUUUUUUUCAUCAAAAUUUAUCGAUUUUUUUCAUCAAAAUUUAUCGAUUUUUUUCAUCAGAAUUUAUCCAUUUUUUUCAUAAGAAUUUAUCGAUUUUUUUCAUAAGAAUUCAUCUAUUUUUUUCAUCGUAAUUCAUUGAUUUUUUUCAUCAAAAAAAUUAUUGAUUUUUCCAUGAGAAUUUAUCGAUUUUUUUCAUAAGAAUUUAUCAAUUUUCCAUCACAAUUUUGUGAUUUUUCAUAAAAAUUCAUCGAUUUUUCGUUAAAAAUCAUCAAUGGUUAUCACUAUUUUUUUCGAUUUUUCCAUCACAAAUUAUGGUUUUUUUCAUCAUGAUUUAUCAAUUAUUCAUCACAUUUUAUUGAUUUUUUUCAUCAAAAAUUUUUUUGAUUUUUUUCAUCAGAAUUUAUCGAUUUUUUUCAUCACAAAUUAAUGAUUUUUUUCAUCCCAAAUUGAUGAUUUUUCCAUCAAAAAAAUUAGGGGGUUUCCAUCAAAAUGCAUUGAUUUCCAUCACAAUUUAUCAUUUUUUUCCAUAAAAUAUUCAAUAAUAUCAAUCGAUUUCCAGAGUUUUUCGCUCGUUACGAACACGGCGUCGAACGGGUGGCCUCUCUGGAAGAUUUCUCGCGGGAAAAAGUCGGCUCGGCCAUUUCCCAACUCGCCUCCCACGUUUAA
Caenorhabditis auriculariae is the source of this 1662-nucleotide messenger RNA. The record is from the annotation of a GenBank genome assembly. Lineage: Eukaryota; Metazoa; Nematoda; Chromadorea; Rhabditida; Rhabditidae.